Molecule: messenger RNA, 2261 nt
Organism: Centropristis striata (black sea bass)
Lineage: Eukaryota; Metazoa; Chordata; Actinopteri; Perciformes; Serranidae
Product: transmembrane protein 198-like
Exons: 5
Coding region: 433-1461 (342 amino acids)
Cellular component (GO): plasma membrane
Source: RefSeq, a predicted model, not a curated record
GACCUGGAGUAGUUUGGAGUCACAGACAGACGGGAACUUCAACGGUUAAUUCAGACACCAAGUUGUGUGACUGGCGGAGAAUGGAAACUAUCUAACCUUACUCACAUCUGUGAUCCCACGUUUUAAAACAUGUGCGUGAGGCAUGGAUAGGAACUAAAACCACCAUGCCGCUGAUUUAGUGCGGUAGUGUGAGUUUAAAAAGAGUCUUCGGAGAAGUUGGGAGAGAACCGGUUUUCCCUGGUACCCUACCGCCGCUUUUGUGUCAGUGAAUGGUGGGGUGUUUUUCCUGUUUGACAGGGCCGAUUGUCACGGAGAAGUUAACGUUUCAACUGCCGCACACACGGGCUCAUCGUCGCCAGAUCAGCUCAGAUGGACUUGAGAUAACGCCGCCAGAAGUUCCACCCUUGUCCCAGCCUCUCACAUUCACCCAGAAUGGCAGAUCUCACCGGGCUGAGCUCUGAAGGGGCCGGGGCAGGCAUUGCCGAGGUCGACGUCUGCAGCUUGGAGAUAGAGAGGAAGUAUGAUGUCAUCCCUGCCGUCAUCUGCUCCAUGUGUUGCCUGUUUGGCAUCAUCUACUGCUUCUUUGGCUACCGCUGUUUCAAGGCUGUCAUGUUCCUGUCCGGUCUGAUGUUUGGCUCCGUCAUCAUUUUCUUGCUUUGUCACAAGGAGCACGUGCUGGACACCCAGCUGAGCGUGGAGGCCAGUGCAGGGAUCGGCCUGGGUAUCGGCCUGCUGUGCGGCCUGGUCACCAUGCUGGUGCGAAGCGUGGGCCUCUUCAUGACCGGCCUGCUGCUCGGCCUCCUCCUGGCUCUCGCUGCCCUGCUGGUCACUCACCAGUUCUACACUCCCACCACAGUCUGGGUCCCUCUGGGUGCACUUCUGGGAACGGGCAUGCUGUUUGCUGUGCUGACACUGCAGUGGCAGAAGCUCUUCACCAUGCUCUCCACGGCUGUGUUCGGAGCAGCUAUCAUGACAGUGUGUGCUGAUUAUUUUGUGGAGAUGCUGGUGUUGGCCACGCAUGUGUAUGACUGCUUGCGCCUCACGCCUGGGCCACGUCUCUGCUGGUACAGCUGGGUCAUUCUGGGCAUCUGGCCCGCCCUCAGCCUUAUAGGAGUACUGGUCCAGUGGAAACUGACAGAUGACAGCUUCUCACACACUGAGGUUGUCAUCAGCCGGAGACAGAAGAGGGUCCAGCUGAUGCGGAUCCGAGAGAAGGACGCCAAGAAGCGACAGCAGGCAGGUGGGCAGGAAGGCACGUACCGCCGUAAACCCACCCCAGUGAAACGUUACGCUGGGGAUCUACUGGCACCGAGCUACCUGCAAAGUCUGCGGGACAGGCAAAUGGGCACAGGCACUUCCCUUAGCAGCCUGGGGACUGCCAACCACACCAUGAUCGACAUGGACUAUGACACCGGGUCCACCGCGCCGCUUACAGCAACAACCCCAGUCGUCAGGGUCUAGGCGAACCAGAAAUAAGAAGGGACUACUCAGUGCUCUCUGGUUCUCCAACUGUGUCUUCCUAACGUAGAGUAGAACCAACAAACUGCUCCUUCCAGCUAAGGGUUUAUUCUACCCUUAAAUUGAUUUGGAGCGAGGUGUGUCUCCUGAGCGUUCAGUGGGAGAGACUGCUGCUUCCUGGGGAGAACUAAGAGGGGAAAACUAUAACCACUCAGAGAAACACUAAAAAACAGAUUCUAACAAAGUAAGGUCCUUAUUUUCCUCUCAUCAUGUAUUAAAUACAUAAACAGCAAGUACGAGCCUCAAAUUUCUGUGUAUUUCUGUUUUGGUAGUGAAUAUGAGAAAGCAAUUUGUUUGACUUUACAUGUACUGUACUUAAAAAAGUUAGUCAUUGCCAUGAAGUGUUGUGUUAUUACCCGUCUUACCUGUUUAACUGUGUGCUGGUAGGAUUUGUGAAAGUUUAUCAUUAAAAUGAUUCUGUGUAUUUUUUUAGCUGGAGUUUGGUAUGAGAGUAACAUAUGACCCACAGAUGACAAAGUGAAGCAACGAAUGGUGCAAAUAAAAAACAGUAGGUGAAGAAUUUAGACUGUUGUGUAUGCUUGUGGAAUAAACUUUUUAUAAUUUAAUUUAUAUAAUGACUAAGUACAUGGUAGGGUUGGAAAAAAAAGGACAAAAAACAAAGCAUGGUUGUUAAUUUGUAGAUUUUUAAAUAAUUAUCCACGGUGUUGUUUGAAUUGUGCAGGGACAAUGCACUUGUUGCCUGAAUCUGUAAAUACCUGUUGAUAGAAAUUUAAAUAAAUGUG